This is a messenger RNA of Camponotus floridanus (Florida carpenter ant), 2222 nucleotides long. RefSeq names its product calcium-binding mitochondrial carrier protein SCaMC-2 (gene SCaMC). NCBI's taxonomy places the organism in Eukaryota, Metazoa, Arthropoda, Insecta, Hymenoptera, Formicidae. Gene Ontology annotation, biological process: transmembrane transport. The coding region runs from base 881 to 1957 and encodes 358 amino acids. Gene Ontology annotation, molecular function: ATP transmembrane transporter activity; calcium ion binding. The transcript is spliced from 6 exons. The record is from RefSeq and is a predicted model, not a curated record.
CAAACAAGUUCUCCGUUUUGGAGGGGCACGAUAUUUUCGUACCCGGGUUUUCCUCGCUUCUUCCGUUAGUCUCGCAGUCGGACUCCGAGCGUUCGAAUCAUUGGUUCGUAGCUCGUCCUUCUUUCCCCCACUAUUAAAGACCACGAGAUCGAUUCUUUUUUUACUAAGCAGAUUCUUCGGCCACGUGGGUGCACUCACAUUGUUAGAUUAGUGUCUGUCGAUGUAUCGUCGAAUUUUUAUUGCUAAAUCAUUUCCACUGAUUCUAAAAAUCACUAGAGUGCUCUCAAUAAUUGGAUAGAAAUCAGUGGAUAAGCGAUUAAAAAAUAUAGAAGAGAAAAAAAGCGGAAGAUUCUUAAGGAUUUGUGAAAUUUCGAUCAGUGCAAAUUCUUCUCUGUAUAGAAAGUUCGAAAGUUUUCGAAAGUGCAGACUGUACAGUGUGAGUGCGACAGACGUUACAGAGUGAGCGUGAUUUCUGUGACACCACGUGAUGCAAUAUAUAUUAAUCACAGCACACACACAUACACAAAAGGAGAAGAAACGACAUAUCAUUUAAAAAAAAAAGUAACAGGAGAGAGAAUAUAAAUAAUACAUAACCGGAAAAAAAUAAAAGAUACAAAUAGACACUAUAAUAAAGUAAAAUCGAGAAAAUUCUCGAAAUAAGAAGAAAAAAAGGAGGAAAGAAGAACAAUAGGCAGUAAAAACAAUAAUAGGCAAUAAAAAAAUUAGAAAAAAAAGGAUAUAAAACUAGAAAAAAUAUAAACAUAAAAGGAACAGAAUAAUAAGAAGACUGUAAUUAAAGAAACUUAAAAGAGAAAUACAGAGACUAUCGUAUGCGUAGAUACGACUGACUUCAGAGUGAGCGAGCAGUGCGGCAGAUCUCAUGCGACGAGCAUAUUCGCAACCAUGUGAAUCGCGAUUACAGCUGAUCGAUCGCAGCAUGUAUGCUCUACAGAAACCGAGAUUUCUCCAGCAUGAUAGCACGUUGUCCACGUGUCAAGUAUGCGAGGAAUUUUUGCAGGGUUACCAUGAGCUCUUACAACGGUAUAUGGACAUCGGAGAGGACAUUGGCGUUCCCGAAGAAUUCACAAAAGGUGAGAUGGUGUCGGGAAUGUGGUGGCGACAUUUAUUAUCCGGUGGGAUAGCUGGUGCAGUAUCACGUACCUGCACUGCUCCCCUUGAUCGCAUCAAGGUCUAUUUGCAGGUCCACGGCACACGACACUGCAAUAUCAUGAGUUGCUUCAGGUACAUGUUGCGCGAGGGUGGCAUUAGCAGCUUAUGGCGCGGCAAUGGCAUUAACGUGCUCAAGAUUGGUCCGGAAACGGCGCUCAAGUUUAUGGCAUACGAACAGGUGAAACGAGCUAUCAAGACGGACGACGCGCAUGAACUCAAACUCUAUGAGAGAUUUUGCGCCGGUUCCAUGGCCGGCGGUAUCAGCCAAUCGGCAAUCUACCCUCUCGAGGUGCUGAAGACGAGACUCGCGCUGCGAAAAACGGGCGAAUUCAACGGUAUGGUCGACGCAGCUAAAAAAAUAUAUAAACAAGGUGGUUUAAAAUCCUUCUAUAGAGGCUACAUACCCAAUUUGAUAGGAAUUCUUCCCUAUGCAGGCAUCGAUUUAGCCGUCUACGAAACCCUGAAAAAUAGUUACCUACGCACACACGACAAGAAAGAACAACCAGCGUUUUGGGUUCUAUUGUUGUGUGGCACAACAUCGAGUACAGCGGGCCAGGUGUGUUCGUAUCCGUUGGCAUUAGUGCGAACGCGCUUGCAAGCCGAAAUCGCGCCAGAACGUUCGCCCGAUACCAUGAUGGGAAUGUUUAGAGACAUUCUGAAACGUGAAGGAAUACGCGGCCUGUAUCGCGGCCUCACACCUAACUUUCUUAAGGUUGCACCUGCUGUAUCUAUCAGUUAUGUAGUAUAUGAGCAUUUCCGGCAGGCGUUGGGAGUUAACAUGACGUGAUGAAUAUGCAUACUAGGAUUAAUUUAAUUAAUUAACUUAUUUUCUCUUUUUCCUUCUCUCUCUCUUUCUCCUCCCUCUCUUUUUGUUCGACAUAAAUAAUCAUCGACAGGCGAAUAUAUGGUCGUUCGAUUAGAUAUGUUCGUUUUAUCUCAAAGAGGAAAAAGAUAAAUAAAGAAAAAAAAACAAUUCUGACAUUUAUUUAUUAUUAUUGCUAACUUGAAAAGUUUCUUUGAUAAAUCGAGCGUUCUUUCGCAGUUUUUUAUGA